CCAUCCCAGGUACAACGAGGAUCGCGAGGUUCACGUAGACAUGCACUACCGACUGAACGCCAAAUUGUACAUGGACCUGGCCAGGAAGGAAGUGGCGGACUUUGUGGGAGCGGAUGUCGACAACUUGUUCUUGGUGCCCAACGCCACAACAGCUCUGAACUGUGUGGUCAAAUCCUACCCAUUCGCCAAAGGUGACGCUAUCCUGGACACCACCUGGACCUAUGGAUCAGUGUACCUACUGUGUGAGGAUCUGACUACUAGGAUUCGACCAGAUGUGGAGAGGGUCAAGUUAGAGCUCACAUUCCCCUGCAGUGGUCCUGAAGAGAUCAUUAAAAAGUACGAGGAAACCUUCCAAAAGCAUCCAAAUAUAAAAAUGGCUGUAAUUGACCACAUCACCAGUCCUUCCUCUGUGGUUCUGCCCAUCAAAGAGCUGGUUGAGUUGUGUCAUCGCCAUGGUGCGCUUGCUGUCAUUGACGGCGCUCACAGUGUGGGGCAGAUACCUUUAAAUUUGACAGAGCUGGGAGCAGAUUUCUUCACCUCCAACCUCCACAAAUGGUGUUACUGCCCGCGAGGUUCCGCCCUGCUCUACUGUGCUCCUCAACACACCUCCUGGCUUCACCCCACGAAUACGUCAUGGCACUUAGGAGGCUCUCUAGACAUGGAGUUCUUUGACCUCGGAACCCGUGACCACGUCCCAUUCUACUGCGCCAGAAACGCUAUCCAGUUCUACAAAGCUCUAGGAGGCAUGGAAAAGAUAGUGGGUUACACGACCGGGCUGGCAGAGCAGGCCAAACAGCUGUUUGAGAAAGAUCUAGGUUUGACUCACCUGGACAUCCCAGCCAGCAUGGAGGCUCCCAAUAUGAAGAUGUUAAAACUGCCGCCAUUCCGGGAUUUCCCGUACUGUCCUGAAAACACGUGGAAACUGAUGGAGGCGCUGUUUGGAAACACCAAAAUCUUUGGUAUCCUUACACCGGUGGAAGGAGCUUUCUACUUUCGGUACUCGGUACAGAUCUACAACGACAUGGACGAUAUCCGAGCGGCCGCUGACGUCAUAAAGGCUUUCAUGCGGAAACAUGCUGCUUAAAUAGUAGACAAGAUGAUCAUUUACGAUCUGUGGUAUCGUGGUGAAAUUAAGCGCUUGUGAAAAUAAUGAAAUCGAAGAAAACUUUAAAAAAUAAAAUCUUACCGUAUUUUU
This is a messenger RNA of Aplysia californica (California sea hare), 1195 nucleotides long. Its product is annotated as probable L-cysteine desulfhydrase, chloroplastic. Bases 41 to 1084 code for a protein of 347 amino acids. The transcript is spliced from 7 exons. The record is from RefSeq and is a predicted model, not a curated record. NCBI's taxonomy places the organism in Eukaryota, Metazoa, Mollusca, Gastropoda, Aplysiida, Aplysiidae.